Desarmillaria tabescens is the source of this 2458-nucleotide messenger RNA. RefSeq lists its product as uncharacterized. Gene Ontology annotation, molecular function: ATP binding; ATP hydrolysis activity. The transcript has 8 exons. Lineage: Eukaryota; Fungi; Basidiomycota; Agaricomycetes; Agaricales; Physalacriaceae. Gene Ontology annotation, cellular component: mitochondrial inner membrane. The record is from RefSeq and is a predicted model, not a curated record. Bases 193 to 2118 code for a protein of 641 amino acids. Gene Ontology annotation, biological process: mitochondrial respiratory chain complex III assembly; protein insertion into mitochondrial inner membrane from matrix.
UGCAAGGUUGAUGCAUUCCAUGUAUACUCAUGUAUAUGCGUCUAUCGGAUCUCCAUGACAUAACACCUAGCCCCCGCCUAUACACGAGGCACAAAACGUAGGGCAGGACAAAAAAUGACUCAACCAUAGACAAAUCCACUGACUCAAAGUCCGGUGUGGAUGGCAUUCCACGAGGCAAAUAGGCGCUAGGGCAUGGCUACUUAUCUGCAACAAAUUUUGGGUGGAUUAGCCCCCCUGCUUAACUCGACUGUCGUGGAAGUCGCCAACGCCACUUCAGCCGUUCCCCAGGCCACGAUCGAGUCCCCCCUAACUAUUCCGACCGAUCUGUCCUCCCUGAUUUCGUUGCUCUUCUCGUUUUCUGCACUACGCGACUGGUUGAAGCUAAUUGUGCUUGGUGGCUUCUUCGAAACGUGUCGCCGAGUCAUCUUUACCCAGUACGCAAAGCUCGUUAAUGCCUUCUACAUAAACGCAACCUUUGAAGAAGAUGAUCCCAGUUAUGAAUGGAUGAUAGUCUGGCUUUCAAAACAACCAUCUUGGGCAAAAGCGCGUGACAUACAAGUUAGCACUAAUACAUAUGGUGCUAAUUCCAAUACCGUCAUGCUUGACGGAGAUGAAGAUUCCGACGAAUACUCUAAGACCUCCCGCAAGUUGGCCUACUUACCUUCCGUCUCAAUGACAUACUCUAUGUGGUAUAAAAGGCGGUACAUGACCAUCACUCGUACGCUGCAAGAUACAACAGGAUCAUACUAUUCAACGAAACACAACGUCCUGCAAAUCAGUCUUAUGACUCGUAAUCACAGUCUGCUCAUCGGUCUGCUCCAAGAGGCUCGCAAUGAUUACAUGGCCGCUCAGGAACAUAAGAUGUGUGUAUGGGUUUCAGACGUGAACAACAGCUGGAGGCACGUUGGCUGCCGCGCCAAACGCAGUAUGAAUUCCAUCAUCUUGGAGCCUGGUGUGAAAGAUCUUUUGCUGGAAGACGCUCGGGACUUUUUGGAGAGCAAGAACUGGUAUGCAGAACGCGGCAUUCCAUUCCGUCGGGGUUAUCUCUUGUAUGGCGUUCCUGGUUCGGGGAAAACUUCAUUGAUUCACAGUAUCGCCGGAGAGUUGGGACUAGAUAUAUAUGUCAUUUCCCUCUCUCGCGUCGGGCUUGACGAUUCCUCCUUGGACGCGCUUAUCAACGAAUUACCUGAAAGAUGCGUGGCCCUCAUGGAAGACAUCGACGCUGCUUUUACACGGUCUCUCAAUCGAGAUGAUGAUGACGCUUCGGAUUCCGAGUCAAGUGGCUCAUCCAGCGCCAACAAAACUCCCAAAGCCACAAGUGGUGGUCCUCCACCACCGCCUAGCAGCAGGGUCAGUCUGAGUGGACUACUUAAUGCUCUAGAUGGCAUUGGCGCCCAGGAAGGAAGGAUCCUCUUCGCAACCACAAACAAGCAUACUUCCCUUGACCCCGCCCUUUGUCGACCCGGACGUAUGGAUCUCCACAUCGAGUUCAAACUAUCGAGCAAAUAUCAAGCCAGAGAACUGUUCAAGCGGUUCUACAUUCCUUCGAAUCAAGGUGAUGCUGAAGAGGAUGACGAUGAAACUGCCGACUCUGGUUAUGGAUCCACCACUCCAUCAGAAGCGACAGAUUCAACUCCGCCAUCUCCGUCUGGAUCCAAGGCAUCAGAAUCUCCCGUUUCUGAAUCUUCAUCGCUCCUGCCUGCUCCACCGGUAUUUUUCGGUAGCCGUCAUGUGGGGCGAGCUCCCAAGCUUUCUAAAAGAAGGGUUGAUGAGCUUGCUACGGCAUUUGCUGAUAUUAUUCCCGACCGGCAACUCUCGAUGGCAGCACUACAGGGCUACUUGAUGAUGCACAAAAUUAGGCCCUUCGCUGCUGUUGCAGGGGCACAGGACUGGGUUGAGAAAGAGUUGAAGGAUCGUAACAGACGAGAAAAGGAGAAGGAGACGAAGAAGGAGAAGGCUGAGCAGGAGAAGAAGGAGAAAGAAGCCAAGGAGAAGGAGGGGACGGAGAAGACUGAGCAGGAAAAGAAAGUGAAAGUCAAGGAUACCCCCAAAACACAACAGAAUUCAGGUGAAAGCGACAAAGCGAUCCAGGUAACUCCGACGUCAGCUUCAUCCUGAUAGAUGGCGCCACUAGACCCUACCAGCGGCUAGUCGUGACGGUAAUUUCCCGUGCUUAUCGCUGGUUCACUUUGGCAUCCGAAGUUAGUUCGAGCUUAGCGCCUAGGUUCAGCCAGACUUCAACAACUACUCGAGAUUCUUGGAUCCUACGUAUUCUGCGAGCGAGACCGAUGGGGAAAGGAAGGUCACUGUUAGGAUUUGAAACGGGGCAUCCUAUCUGUAAUAGUUUAUAUGUAGUUUCACUCAUACUGUAAGUUUAGGACAUUGGUCAACCAAGCGGUGUUGUUUUGUUGAUACAUGUUGAGACUGAAUGGUUUCGGCACGGCAACUGCCUCGGUGA